CGGAUUUCCACUUUGACCCCCAUGUGCAUUGAAGCGGACAAGACGGUUUCAUGGGCGAGUUUGCAAUCGGAAGUUCACAUGAAUGGUGUAUAGGAGUUUGAUUUGGCAUUUAUUGACAUAAAGUUAUUAUUUUUUCACUUGACAAAUGUACAAUUUCAAUAAGAAAUGGAAACUAUAACAUUUAGGCGACAACUGAACGGGUUAACACGCGUGGACAUGGAAGAAUAUUUUGACGAUGUCGAAUUAGAAAAUUUAUACCAAUGGAUUGAUAGAAUUCCAUUAACGAGGCAAAAAAAGAACCUUGGAAAAGAUUUUUCCGAUGGAGUGCUUAUAGCAGAAGUAAUAAACCAUUAUUUCCCUAAGCUUGUUGAUCUCCAUAACUAUUCACCAGCCGCUGCCACCAAACAGAAGAUGGAAAACUGGUAUCUACUUAACAGGCGAGUGUUACGGAAGCUUGACCUUGACCUAUCAGAUGAGGUCAUUCGAGCUCUGGCAAACUGCAAGGCUAAAGUGGUAGAGAAAGUCCUGAUGCUCCUACGACUUCAGAUUGACAAGAAUCUGCAGAGACAAGGUAGGAGCCGCAUGGAAAUUGAUGCCAACUUCGCCCAGAGUAUGGAUCAAAAAGAACAAAAAAAAUCCCAAUCUGCCCCUGCUGCCGAAAAUAGUCAGGCGUUAGUUCCAGUAAAAACAGGAAGGUCCUCACCAGGAAAAUUGGCAUCUCCCCGAAAACUAGGAAAGGGAGAAAUCCCCCACAACCACCCAGACAGAUCAAUUACAGCAAUAAGACUGAAAUCAUUUAGUCCAGAGAGAUUUGACUUAAUGGAGUAUCCAAGAUCUUACCACUUUGAGGGUAAGGGAUACUUUGAUCCUUCCAUCUACAUCUACCCCACAUCAGACAAUGUCCCCCGGAGUUACCUAGAGGAGAAGGAGAUGGAAUGUUUGGCUAAAGAUGAAACAAUUAGAAUGCUCAAUUCAAAAAUUCGAAGACUUGAACACCUCUUACAGUUAAAAGAUACCAGAAUUUCUGAUCUACAAGGACAGUUAGCAAGAGAGCAGGGCUUGUACUACGUUACCAGCAGGAAACAUGUUAUUAAAUAAAAUACUGCUCACCGGCAUGAGCAGCAUGAUUCAAGCAUGUAGUCAGUUAGGAAUUGCAGCAUGAAAACAGCAUCUUAAAAUAUUUCAUGAGACCAUUCUCUCUUGCUUAUGUCUUUGUACAGUGCAGGGAACUAAUUUUGUUACAUAAAACAGCAUCAGCAUUAGUAGCAUCAGGAUCGAGCUAGCAUCAGCAUCAGCAUUAAAAAAACAGCAUUACCAGGAUCAGCAUCAGCAAGCAAAGGAUAAAACCAGCGUUGACCUACAUAAAAUCAGCAUUAUCCUACUAGCAUCAGAAAAUCAAUGAGUUUUAAUUCAGUAAAAAAUUAAAAAAGAAAGAAAGAACAUUGGUUAAAGUAUUCACAUUAUUGAUACAUAGUGAGAUAUUAUGAUCAAAUAAUUGUUAAAGGCACUUUUAUUGCUUUAAACGGCAAUGCUGAAAUUCAUUAUCUACUUCCGGUAGCAUGAUGCUACUUCCGGUAGCAUUGACCUAAUUAUAAAACAGCAUCAGGAUAAGGAUUACUAGCAUUAAAUCAGCAAGCAAAGGAAGCAUUCAAAUCAGCAAGCAAAGGAAGCAUUCAAAUCAGCAUCGAUGCUGUAACAAAAUUAGUUUCCUGCACUGCCAGUAACCAUCUCUGGCAAAAUAAGUAAAUGAUACCUACCUGUAUGUAUUGUCUCAUCAUACAUGUACAUAUUGAGUAACCAAUCACAAGUCCCCUAACAAGUGGUGUGUGGGAGUCUCCUACUAACUUAUAGUACAAGCAUGAUCUCAGGGGAGGAUUGUGCUGAAUCGACUGUGAUAUUUCUCUGUGAUAAUUCAGAUUAUCAGUGUAUAUAACUUCAUUGAGAGUUGUGCAGUUGUGUUUAUUUUAUUUUUCUUUUCUUUUUUUGGUUACUUCAAUGAGGUCUGUAUUGAAAUUUUUAUCAUUUUCCUUUUAUUAUAAGUUAGUCUAAUCUCUUAUAAGACUUUCAAAGCAGGGAUUUAGAACUGCCACAGUUUUGAUGAUAAAAUCAGUAACUAUCAAAUUUAAUAUUUAUCUACUAUAUACUGCCUACAGGCUUGGUAAUUAAUAUAGAUAUUUGUGUUAUUUCUAAGUUACUAAGAUAAAUGCUCUUAGCAUAUUUUAUAAUAUCUGGAAAUCUCUGUCCCCACACUGAAAUAUAAGAGCCUUACUAUAUGUUGUAUUUUUAAAGCAAAAUAUUCCUCUUGCCCCAUUUACCCCCUCCCUCCCCCUUUUGACAUUUCAGUUUCGUCGGAUUCCAUUAAUACAUGUACUUAACCAUGGAAUAUGUAUAUUUGGUAUUUCUUUUCAUUUGGAGAAGGGGGUAGGAAAGGGAAGAAUGUAAAUUGAAUAGACUUGUGAAUAAUAUAUCUAUCUAUAGCUCAAGAUAACAAUUAAAAAAGUUAUAUUUGUAGUACCAGUAAGUUACGAAUAUUCCGUGUUUGCCAAACUUUUGUACAUAGAGGAACAGUGCCUAUAAAUCUUGUAACAGUGAAUCUCUUUAACUGCCUUUGUUAUUUCUAAAUACUAAAUUUUCAAUACACAACAGAUAAUAUAUGGACAGGGAAUCUUUGUAUAUAUUUACCGUAAUCCAUUGUAGAUAGCCAUUUUGUUUGAACUCUCCAAGAUUUGCUCACGCCUUGUGUUCUCUCCCUUGUUUUGUCUGGCUUUUGUUCGAGUUUUGUUUUAUUAGAUCCCUUUUUUAAUCUUACCUGCAUGUUUAUAUUAAUUUUACAGAUUUUGUUAUAUUUUAUGAUGUUUCAAAGUCUACUUUGAUAAAAUGAUAUGAAAUAUGCUGUAUGUAGAAUCCAGGAUUUUUCUCAUUUUGGUAUAUUAUGUUGUUAAAGGAAAGGAAAUAUGAUCACUAUAAGAUUACCUUUUAAUUAUAAGAUAUUGAGUAUUUAUGUGUUAUGUAAAUGGUGUACAUGUGUAAACUUGGUACAACUACAGUCCAUGUUUAUUAUGGAAAUGAUGGCAUUAGUAAAUUGUUUGGUACUGUUUAAAAUUCUGUAGAGGAUUUCAUAUUGUUCUUUAAAUAACUCUUAUGGUUUAUCCACAGAAUUUAUUUGUAUGAAUAUUUCAUGCAUCAUAUUUUGAAAUAUGAUUGUCUGUGUUAGAGAAGGUGUUUAGUCCAGAAAAAAGUCACAGUUUUGCUACAAUAUCACUACACUUUUAAGUUGUACUGUAGAAUGUAAGUUUUUUUUAUGGGUGUGAGUUUCCUUAUAGAGAGGAGAGAUAUAAUAUAUUUCUUAUUUGACUGUGAUGUAUUCAUUAUCAUUAUUUAUGUAAAGGAGAUAUAUUUAUUUACAAGUUCAAAUAAACACUUUCUACCAGA
Saccostrea echinata is the source of this 3432-nucleotide messenger RNA. Its product is annotated as sperm flagellar protein 1-like. The transcript has 7 exons. Gene Ontology annotation, cellular component: axoneme. Gene Ontology annotation, molecular function: microtubule binding. The record is from RefSeq and is a predicted model, not a curated record. Gene Ontology annotation, biological process: regulation of cytoskeleton organization. Bases 166 to 1098 code for a protein of 310 amino acids. Lineage: Eukaryota; Metazoa; Mollusca; Bivalvia; Ostreida; Ostreidae.